AUGGCUCUUCCUGAUACGCUAACUUCAAUACACUCAUCAUCAGCUGGAAUUGAGACGCAAAAUGCGAUUGAGGAGGAGGAAAUCACCCCAGACGAGGUCCUUCGACAAAUGCGCCUUGCGUGGCAGAAUGAAAUGGCGGCACCUUGCCUUCUACCACAUCGUUACGAUAUUGUCGAGUGCUUAGUUGAUCAAAUAGAGGGAAUGGAAGAGAAUUUAUUAGGAAGAACAGAUAAGGCGAGCAUUAGGAUUUCUGCUCAUCGAUUAGAAUUGCACAGACUCACUUAUAUAACCAAUGAUUAUAUGAGGCGACGCCUACAAAAAAUUGAAAGCAACCCCAGGCGAGCUAUUCGGGACCAUGUGGAACGGUUAAAAGAAGGAAAAUCAGCUCUUCUUUCUGAGCAGGAAAAAACGUUUGCCGAAAGAUAUGCAAAGAUUGAAGCUCAGCUGAUGGGGAAAACUUGCCUUGGUAGGAUUCCUAGCCAUCGCCAGCUUCCUAUUUUUAGUGUCAUUUAUCUGAGAAGAAAUGUGUAUGCAGAAGUACUAGAAGAUAACGCUGAGCCAGCAAUCGUACCUGACUAUCAGGACAAGACUGCCGAAGUGGUCGUCGAAUUGGAGAAGGGUACCGUACACCUGUUACCGUUUCAAUCGGUCCAGCAACAGGUCGAACAGGGCACUGUUCGACUGUUGUAG
Molecule: messenger RNA, 690 nt
Organism: Haemonchus placei
Lineage: Eukaryota; Metazoa; Nematoda; Chromadorea; Rhabditida; Trichostrongylidae
Source: the annotation of a GenBank genome assembly